AUGUGGAUCACGGCGUGGGCUUUGCCCUUCGCCAUUUCCGCCACGCAUGGCCUCCACUGCAGUGCGAUAGCUACGCUGCCGAGGAUUUCGUCACGAGGAAACCCGAGCGCCAGUGUGAGGAAGCCAACUGGCAGGAACAGGAGCAGGAGCAGCUCCUUGAAUCAUGCCGCAGCAGUUGUAGCAGCUUCUCCCCGUAGGCCGCCGCUGCAAGCACCCUUUACCGUUGCGAUCCUUCUAGAGUCUCUUGGAGACGUACCACAGCGAACCUUGCGGCACCUAGCUGGAAGCCCUCCGGCUUCCCAGCUCGAGCUGACCCUGUCCGGGAGCGGGGCUCGGGCGUCGCGAGCCCAGGCGAAGCUGCGAGGGCUGCUGGAGGCGGUGGAAUCGGUAGUGGUUGGGGCGCAGGAGAAGGAUGAUGGUCUUGCUUCUGCUGCUACGAGGGUGGUGGCAGGGUGCCCAGCGUUGUUGCUGCUCGAUGGGAAGGAGUUGCUGAACCGGGGUACGCAGCUUCGAGACAUGGAAGGAGUCACGGAGGAGACUGCCGCACAGCUGGCGGUCGAGUACCCGGGGUACUUCACCUUGCCACCCGCGGCGAGAGCGAGAAUCGGCUUCUUCGUCGGGAAGGUCGGGCUGACGGCGAAGGAUGUGGGUAGGCUGGCGAAGCGACGUCCGGACGUGAUAGAAAACAUCGGCGGAGGGCAUGUUCGCCGACUCGUGGACUUGUUGUUGGAAGACCUCCACGUUGGCAAGGCGGCGCUUUUAAGGAUGGUUCGGCGCCAGCCUGGGCUUCUGUCCCUCAGCGUGUCCGGGAACGUCCUGAAAGUGACCGAGUUCUUCAAGAAGGAAAUGGGGCUCAAGGCAGACCAGAUUUCGAAGAUUUACUGCUCGAACCCGCACGUGCUCUGCCUAAGCCUCGAGAAGAAUAUCCGGCCCGUGGUGGACUGGCUUGGUGCCCCAGACCCCGAAGCGCAGCAGCAGCAGCAGCAGCAGCAGCGCCGGGAAGGUUCACCUUCUCACUCGGGAACAAGAAACGAAGAAAAAGCCCGCCCGUCGCCGUCGAGCCAUCCCCCGCCGGCUACCGCUGCGACAAACGGAGGGGGCGGCGGCGGCGGUUCCGCUAGCGUUCGACAAACGACGAACCCGUCUGGGUUGGACCGGAAGAGUGGCCGAGACCGCAUCGCUGCCGCCACCACCGCAGGAUUCCCAGAUGACGCGGGAGAGUUGACGCUAAGGAGGGCAGCGAGAGAAGAGGUUGCGGCGGUAGGGCAGGGGGCUGGCCCGGAGCCGCAGCGGGCAGAGCCAACGCUGGCGGUGCCGGUGUACACCGAGGGGGUUGGGUGGGGCUGGGGGCUGGGGUUUGGCCGCGAGGAGCGCCGGAAGAUCGUUUGCAAGCAGGGGGACCUGCUGUGGAAGAGCGUCGUCGGCAACCUCGCCAAGUCAGCGUCUUGGUUCGUUGAGGAGGUCGGGCUGAGCUGGGAUGAGAUGCGCAAGGUAGUGGAAAGGUCGCCGUCACUUCUGUGCCUAAGCGCGGAACACAACCUAGAGCCCAAGCUAGCGUUUUUAGUGAACGAGCUCGGCUUGGACCCUGGAUCAGUCAGGAAGGCGAUGCGGGCGGCGGGGGCCCCGCCGGCCUUCCGCCACCUCCGCGCCCUCUGCAACUACCCGGAGGACAGGUUCUCGGCCUGGUUGGAGAGGAUUGUCUUGGACGCCGAUGAUUCUUCUUCCCCGGCGACCGCCUCCUCGGCAGUGUCUCCGUCGCGACCGCGGCCAGGAAGACGGCUGGGCGGCGACGCCGACGACCCCCCGACAUCCAGCCUGAGCACCACCUCUCUGGCGGAGCUGGGCCUAACAUACGCCGCUGCGACUAUGAACGCCCCGCGGCGGCAGCGGCGGGAAGCGGCGGGAGCGGCGGCGGGGGAGGCGGAGGAGCAGAGAGCGGCGUUUUUUUUUGCUCCCGGCAGAGCGGAGGUGAAGGCGCUGGUGCGAAAGCUGGCACGCGGGCUGGACGUCCUGGACUUGAUGUGCGGGACGGGGGGCUUCGCGCUCAACGCCGCCGCCGGGGGCGCGCGGUCUGUGAUAGGGGUAGACAAGGCUGCAAGGGCAGUCCGCACCGCGACCAAGAACGCCCGGGCCAACGGCCUGGACGACGCGGCGACGUUCUUGAAGGCCGACGUAGCCGCUUUCGCGGGGGCAUCGUCGUCCUCGGCGGCGGCGGCGGCGGCGGCGGCGGCGACGGCGGAGGCGGAGGCGGAGGCCUCGGGGCCAGGCGAGAGGAAGGCGUGGGACCUGGUGGUGGUGGACCCGCCGUCCUUCUUGGCCAAGUCGGCGCGGUCCACGGCCAGAGCUGUCAAGGCUUUUACACGGCUGGCGGAGAGCGUAGCGCUUGUGGUCCGCCCCUCCGGAGGUAUGCUGGUGGUCGUGUACGAGCCCGGCGACGGUGUUUUCGACACACCGGAGGAGAUGACGGCGGUGUUCACCUCCGCCGCGUCCGCCGCGGGCGUGAGCUUGUCCCUGUCCUUGUUGGAAGCGCGCUCGGCCCGCCCCCCCGCCACCGGGGGGGAAGAGAACGCCUCCAGCGGUAGCAGCGGCAACGAUAGCAAGAGUAGAGGUAGUGCUAUUGGCGGUACGAGCAGCAGCAGCAGCGAGAGAAAUAGCGCAAAAGACAGAGAUCGCAAUAUUAGCAAUAGUGGAACGGGGGUACUCAUUGGGCUAGAAAGUUUGUCGCCCUCUCCUCCUCCCGCGGCGCUGCUUGUGGCGAACCAAGGAAGCAGUGGGGGAGCGACCGGCGGCAGCGAGGCUGCCGCAAGCAGCGGGGCGAGGCAGGGCGCCCUGCUUCGUUCUUCUUCGGGCCGUCGAGAGGCCGCCGCCGUCGAAGGCGUGAUGGGUGCUGGAGGAGACGAAAUCGAGAGCGGCGGGCCGGCCGCCUCGUCGCCGCCCCCGUGGUUCGCGUUGUAUGUCUGCUCCAGAGCACCGCCAUCACCGCCGCCACCUGCCGAUGACCGUACUCCGUAA
Molecule: messenger RNA, 3012 nt
Organism: Ectocarpus siliculosus
Lineage: Eukaryota; Phaeophyceae; Ectocarpales; Ectocarpaceae
Source: the annotation of a GenBank genome assembly